AUGGCUAAGAAAGGAGGAAAGAAGAACAAGAAGGGCAGCAAGCCCGUCGCCGCCGCGGUAGACAACGUCAAGGACGUGGUUGAACCCGAUCACGAGACCGAUGACCAGAUCAAGCAAACCGAAGGCCAGACUGAGAUCGAGCCGACAGAGGCGCCCGAGACUGCGACACAGCCCGAGACCGUCCCCGAGACCGUCCCCGAGUCCAAGGCCUCCGAGGUCAUCCCCCUGACCGAGACCCCCGCAACUGAGAUCCCAGCUGUGGCGGAGACCGAGGAGGUGGAUUUCAAGGAGGCUUUGAAGGCCGAGAAGGCCCCCGCGACAGAGGGUACUGUCGAAGAGGCCGUGGAGAAGGCGCAAGCCUCCAAGGCUGGCCAGAUGGGCGAAUUGGAAGGUGGCGCUGCCGCAGGCACUGCUGUCCUCCCAGAGACAACCACCCGGGAGCCCGCUUCGACUGCCGCGACCGGCGUUCCCGCGACACUGGUUGAGCGCCCCAAGACCGCCGAAUCAACCACACCUGCUGUCGUUGCGCCCGAGCCUGUGGCCCCUGCUGUUGCACCCGUUGUCGCCCCCGUCGAGACCGAUGCUGCCCACCCCAAGCGCCCGUACGAGAAGCCCAUCUUCAACACCGAGGAGAACCUGAAGCCCCACAAGAUGCCCAAGACCGACGAGGAGCCGGUCGCGACUAGCGUCGCCGAGGACAAGAAGACUAUUGAGGCUUUGGCCGGUGUUGGACCUGCUUCGGCUGCUGCGCUCACAACCCCUGAACCUGCGCCUGUUCAGGCUGAGGCACCCACGGUUGCCGAUACACCCAAGGUUGUUGAGGCGCCCAAGGUCGCCGAGGAGAAGAAGGUUGUUGAGGCACCCAAGGUUGCUGAGGAGAAGACUCCCGCCCCCAAGAGCACCACUGCUCAGUCCGGCGCCAAGUCUCCCUCAUCUCCCGUCGCGGUCGCCGCUGCGAACGCUGCCCUCCUCUCUUCCAAGGGCGACAAGGCUGCUGCUCCGGCCGCCGCCCCUGUUGCCAAGGAAGCCGAGCCUAAGAAGCCCGAAGCUGCCCUGAAGCGUGGCGAGGAGCCGGUGCGCAAGGCUGAAGAAGCCGAGCCCAAGCCCGAGACCCAGGCCGAGCCUGUCAAGGAGGAUACUCAGAAGCCAUCUGAGACCGCCGCAGAGCAGGCCGAAAAGGCCGAGCAGGCCGAGAAGAAGAAGGGCGGAUUCCUGUCCUGGUUGAAGCGCAAGUUCAAAUAA
This is a messenger RNA of Penicillium concentricum, 1242 nucleotides long. RefSeq lists its product as uncharacterized. NCBI's taxonomy places the organism in Eukaryota, Fungi, Ascomycota, Eurotiomycetes, Eurotiales, Aspergillaceae. The transcript has 3 exons. Bases 1 to 1242 code for a protein of 413 amino acids. The record is from RefSeq and is a predicted model, not a curated record.